AUGAUGAGGGCAAAUGCAAACAAAGUGAACUCAGAUUUCAGGAGAGAAAUACAAACUCUAGAAAUUUCUAAAGAAACCCUAGAUGAGAGUUCUAGAAGGGAUGUUAGGACAAUUCUUUCAUAUCAGCGUCAGUCUCUAGGGAUUCUGGAUCCCUCUUCUAGUUCUGAGUCUGAUUCUGGUGAGGACCAUGCUGAUGGCUCAGGCUCUUCUGAUGAUGGUGAUCAUGAUGGUGAUGGAGAUGGUGAUGAUGAUGGUGAUGAUGAUGGUGAUCGAGAUGGUGAUGACGAUGGUGAUGGCUCUUCUGAUGAUGGCGAGGAUGAUGGUGAUGGAGAUGGUGAUGAUGAUGGUGAUGAUGAUGGUGAUGGAGAUGGUGAUGACGAUGGUGAUGGUAAUGGUGAUGACUGA
Messenger RNA from Asparagus officinalis (garden asparagus), 405 nucleotides. RefSeq names its product trigger factor-like. Bases 1 to 405 code for a protein of 134 amino acids. The record is from RefSeq and is a predicted model, not a curated record. NCBI's taxonomy places the organism in Eukaryota, Viridiplantae, Streptophyta, Magnoliopsida, Asparagales, Asparagaceae. The transcript is spliced from 3 exons.